UACACCUCAUCAGAAGCAUUUUAUUUUAAUCAUUGCACGUCUCAAUUAUAAUUAAUUUGACAAGUUUAUUAACGAACCACAAAAUCCUUAUUAACGUACGUAUCUUAAAAUGACAUGCCUCUCUAAAUGUCCCGUCAUUAGUCCAAGAAAAAAAACAGAAAGAAAAAAAUGUUUAGACGCGGCUUCCACUCUAUUCCCGACAGAGAGCCCUGAGCCACCCCCUCCCAAGUGCUCCUUAUGUUUCUAUAGUAAUUUCCAGCCAAUGAUCAGUAGGUGUCCACAUCUCUGCUUCCUCACCUCAGCACCAAUCAGCCACACACAGCGACAGGAGAGACGGACCGAGCAAACACUCUGCAGCUACACAAUACACACCGGACCAGGAGGAAACACCUCGCCUUCCACAGUACACCUCCAGCGCAGAGCUACCCUGCAUGCCGUUUUUAUUCGCUUUCAAACUCACAUCUUGUAUUACUUGUAUGUACAAGCAGUAAAAGGGGCUUUGUUUUGAACGCAUACUGUGUAUAUUCACAUAUUUUGCGUUCUAUUUUCCCUCGUCGUGCAGUGAUGUGUUGCUCUGUGUUGGCAGACUGGUAGCGUCUGGAUUCCCUUUUCGCCAGGAACCUGUAUCAGAGAAGAUAUAUGAAGAAGAUGGUACGUUAUUGUUUGUAACCUGCAUCAGAUUGACAAAGGUGGAAUAAAAUCAUAGACUUUAUUGUUAGAUCACCAAAUAAUUACAGCAAUGUCUAAUAUAAACAAUCCUCUUUGUGUUGAAAAUGGACAAAGUGCUGAGGCUUCGAUAUUACAAAAGGAUAAUAUACAGGGAAGUGGAUUAAACCCGGUUUUGGAUUAUAAUGCAGAAAUGGAAAGAUACAGAUCUUUUGCAAACUUUUACAAAACAAAUGGGGCAUUUCCACAGACUGCGAAGAUUGCUCGUAUAACAACGCCAAUUUUUCCCAGUGCCAGAAUUGGUGUGUCCCCUUGGAACUGUGAUAACGCUAUGCUGUGGGGAAGGAAAUCAGCAGCAAUAAACUCUAAUAGGACCAGCAUGCAUAGAAAUGAUUCCCAGAGGCAAGGGAAGCCUGGCGUGCCGCCAGAGACGUUGCAAAUGGCAAAUAAUAAUUUCCUCACUACUUUAUCCCCUGAACACUGCAGACCUUUAGCAGGAGAAUGCAUGAACAAGCUGAAAUGCGGCGCUGCUGAAGCAGAGAUAAUGAAUCUCCCAGAGCGCGUUGGAACUUUUUCUGCUAUUCCGGCUUUAGGGGGCAUCUCAUUACCUCCAGGGGUCAUCGUCAUGACAGCCCUUCACUCCCCCGCAGCCUCAGCAGCCGUUACAGACAGUGCGUUUCAAAUUGCCAAUCUGGCAGACUGCCCACAGAAUAAUUCCACGGGUUCCAACGGAAACCCUGCAAAGAAGAAAAGGAAAAGGUGUGGGGUCUGUGCACCCUGCAGGAGGCUAAUCAACUGUGGGGUUUGCAGUAGUUGUCGGAAUCGCAAAACUGGCCACCAGAUCUGCAAAUUUAGGAAAUGUGAAGAGUUGAAGAAAAAGCCUGGCACGUCACUGGAGCGAACGCCUGUUACUGGUGGAGAAGCAUUCAGAUGGUUCUUUUAGAUGGCGACUACCAUGUAAUCAGGACAGCCUGAAGUGAGCGAGGUAACAAGUAUGCGUGUCACAGGAGGCACUUGUGGCCUUGAAAUCCAAGUCCAGCUCUGAAGAAGAAAACACUAUGGUGGUGGUUUAACUCUGUAAUUUCCUUUCCUGUGUAAUAAUGUACCUUUUGACCUAUCAUAAUGUAUAUUUUUGAUGUCAAUGAAUGUGUUUGCAGUGUUGUGACUGUACGGAUAACGGGCUCAAAAGACAAUCAUGACAGAAGAGGCCAUGAGGAUAAAUAUCUGCAUACAUACAACACAGUACACAUUAGGUUUG
This is a messenger RNA of Polyodon spathula (Mississippi paddlefish), 1924 nucleotides long. RefSeq names its product CXXC-type zinc finger protein 4. The record is from RefSeq and is a predicted model, not a curated record. The coding region runs from base 740 to 1609 and encodes 289 amino acids. Gene Ontology annotation, molecular function: methyl-CpG binding; zinc ion binding. The transcript has 3 exons. Gene Ontology annotation, cellular component: nucleus. NCBI's taxonomy places the organism in Eukaryota, Metazoa, Chordata, Actinopteri, Acipenseriformes, Polyodontidae.